AUGAAUAUCGAGGACACUGCUCCGAUGAAUAUGACAUUCCCGGUCCAGUCAAUCUUCUUUAGUUUGGUAGCCAGUGUCGUGUCUCUAUUGAAGUUUGACGGCAACACGGCCGUGAAACACCCAGCGCCAUGUUGUCGAGUCGACGAUCAAGCCGCCAAAGAAGGGACCGAGGGCUGUUCCGAGACUGACGAGCCCGAAUAUUAUGGCCAUGUAUUUACCCCUUUCGCGAAGUGGCAGGAGAUCGCAUAUGAUGACUUCGAUGAAGACGUUGACGCCACUUGCGCCCACACCUUGUAUAACUCGACCGGCAACCAUCAUGGCCAUGUUGUUCGCGCCGCCACAGAGACCACUUCCGAGGAUGAACAGAGCAGUUGCAGUUACCAUGGGCCACUUUCGACCGAAAACAUCGCCUAG
Clonostachys rhizophaga is the source of this 414-nucleotide messenger RNA. The record is from the annotation of a GenBank genome assembly. NCBI's taxonomy places the organism in Eukaryota, Fungi, Ascomycota, Sordariomycetes, Hypocreales, Bionectriaceae.